Messenger RNA from Coregonus clupeaformis (lake whitefish), 4067 nucleotides. Its product is annotated as mucin-5AC-like. Lineage: Eukaryota; Metazoa; Chordata; Actinopteri; Salmoniformes; Salmonidae. The transcript has a single exon. The record is from RefSeq and is a predicted model, not a curated record. Bases 18 to 4067 code for a protein of 1349 amino acids.
CAAGCCCAUCUCCCACAAUGAUUUCAGGCCACACAACAGCGCCCUCUGAGGUUACAAGUGAGUCUAUUACUAGCACUGCUGGCACCUCAACACCAAGUGAGGCAUCAACAACAACUUCUGAAGCUAAAACAUCUCCUGAAGUAUCAACAGCGACCACAGAUGGUUUAACAACUGCAACUGUGGAAGCUACGUUUUCAACAUCGGGAGUGACUAUGACACCGGAAUCAACCAAAGACACAAUGGAAACAACUACAGCUAUGUCCUCAAGUGCAACAGAAACUUCAACAAUUCCCUCAGAAACUUCAACCAGUCCCUUGCCGGAAACAAGUCCCUCACAACCUUCUACGGUUACCAGUGAGACUGCCACUACAAAUGAACAAACUUCAGCAGUCACGGACGGGCAAAUAUCAGCCACCACCAUUGGACUCUCAUCUACCCAGGGAACUGAAAGUACAACUACACAGCCAACUGACACAACAACUGAAACGGGAAUGACCCCUGAUGAGCACACAACAAGAGUUGAAAUGACAACAAUGACAGAUGAAACAACAACCGUAGUCACACAAGAGCAAUCGGCUAGCCCAGUGACUUUGACAAGCCCAUCUCCCACAAUGAUUUCAGGCCACACAACAGCGCCCUCUGAGGUUACAAGUGAGUCUAUUACUAGCACUGCUGGCACCUCAACACCAAGUGAGGCAUCAACAACAACUUCUGAAGCUAAAACAUCUCCUGAAGUAUCAACAGCGACCACAGAUGGUUUAACAACUGCAACUGUGGAAGCUACGUUUUCAACAUGGGGAGUGACUAUGACACCGGAAUCAACCAAAGACACAAUGGAAACAACUACAGCUAUGUCCUCAAGUGCAACAGAAACUUCAACCAUUCCCUCAGAAACUUCAACCAGUCCCUUGCCGGAAACAAGUCCCUCACAACCUUCUACGGUUACCAGUGAGACUGCCACUACAAAUGAACAAACUUCAGCAGUCACGGACGGGCAAAUAUCAGCCACCACCAUUGGACUCUCAUCUACCCAGGGAACUGAAAGUACAACUACACAGCCAACUGACACAACAACUGAAACGGGACUGACCCCUGAUGAGCACACAACAAGAGUUGAAAUGACAACAAUGACAGAUGAAACAACAACCGUAGUCACACAAGAGCAAUCGGCUAGCCCAGUGACUUUGACAAGCCCAUCUCCCACAAUGAUUUCAGGCCACACAACAGCGCCCUCUGAGGUUACAAGUGAGUCUAUUACUAGCACUGCUGGCACCUCAACACCAAGUGAGGCAUCAACAACAACUUCUGAAGCUAAAACAUCUCCUGAAGUAUCAACAGCGACCACAGAUGGUUUAACAACUGCAACUGUGGAAGCUACGUUUUCAACAUCGGGAGUGACUAUGACACCGGAAUCAACCAAAGACACAAUGGAAACAACUACAGCUAUGUCCUCAAGUGCAACAGAAACUUCAACCAUUCCCUCAGAAACUUCAACCAGUCCCUUGCCGGAAACAAGUCCCUCACAACCUUCUACGGUUACCAGUGAGACUGCCACUACAAAUGAACAAACUUCAGCAGUCACGGACGGGCAAAUAUCAGCCACCACCAUUGGACUCUCAUCUACCCAGGGAACUGAAAGUACAACUACACAGCCAACUGACACAACAACUGAAACGGGAAUGACCCCUGAUGAGCACACAACAAGAGUUGAAAUGACAACAAUGACAGAUGAAACAACAACCGUAGUCACACAAGAGCAAUCGGCUAGCCCAGUGACUUUGACAAGCCCAUCUCCCACAAUGAUUUCAGGCCACACAACAGCGCCCUCUGAGGUUACAAGUGAGUCUAUUACUAGCACUGCUGGCACCUCAACACCAAGUGAGGCAUCAACAACAACUUCUGAAGCUAAAACAUCUCCUGAAGUAUCAACAGCGACCACAGAUGGUUUAACAACUGCAACUGUGGAAGCUACGUUUUCAACAUCGGGAGUGACUAUGACACCGGAAUCAACCAAAGACACAAUGGAAACAACUACAGCUAUGUCCUCAAGUGCAACAGAAACUUCAACCAUUCCCUCAGAAACUUCAACCAGUCCCUUGCCGGAAACAAGUCCCUCACAACCUUCUACGGUUACCAGUGAGACUGCCACUACAAAUGAACAAACUUCAGCAGUCACGGACGGGCAAAUAUCAGCCACCACCAUUGGACUCUCAUCUACCCAGGGAACUGAAAGUACAACUACACAGCCAACUGACACAACAACUGAAACGGGAAUGACCCCUGAUGAGCACACAACAAGAGUUGAAAUGACAACAAUGACAGAUGAAACAACAACCGUAGUCACACAAGAGCAAUCGGCUAGCCCAGUGACUUUGACAAGCCCAUCUCCCACAAUGAUUUCAGGCCACACAACAGCGCCCUCUGAGGUUACAAGUGAGUCUAUUACUAUCACUGCUGGCACCUCAACACCAAGUGAGGCAUCAACAACAACUUCUGAAGCUAAAACAUCUCCUGAAGUAUCAACAGCGACCACAGAUGGUUUAACAACUGCAACUGUGGAAGCUACGUUUUCAACAUGGGGAGUGACUAUGACACCGGAAUCAACCAAAGACACAAUGGAAACAACUACAGCUAUGUCCUCAAGUGCAACAGAAACUUCAACCAUUCCCUCAGAAACUUCAACCAGUCCCUUGCCGGAAACAAGUCCCUCACAACCUUCUACGGUUACCAGUGAGACUGCCACUACAAAUGAACAAACUUCAGCAGUCACGGACGGGCAAAUAUCAGCCACCACCAUUGGACUCUCAUCUACCCAGGGAACUGAAAGUACAACUACACAGCCAACUGACACAACAACUGAAACGGGACUGACCCCUGAUGAGCACACAACAAGAGUUGAAAUGACAACAAUGACAGAUGAAACAACAACCGUAGUCACACAAGAGCAAUCGGCUAGCCCAGUGACUUUGACAAGCCCAUCUCCCACAAUGAUUUCAGGCCACACAACAGCGCCCUCUGAGGUUACAAGUGAGUCUAUUACUAGCACUGCUGGCACCUCAACACCAAGUGAGGCAUCAACAACAACUUCUGAAGCUAAAACAUCUCCUGAAGUAUCAACAGCGACCACAGAUGGUUUAACAACUGCAACUGUGGAAGCUACGUUUUCAACAUCGGGAGUGACUAUGACACCGGAAUCAACCAAAGACACAAUGGAAACAACUACAGCUAUGUCCUCAAGUGCAACAGAAACUUCAACCAUUCCCUCAGAAACUUCAACCAGUCCCUUGCCGGAAACAAGUCCCUCACAACCUUCUACGGUUACCAGUGAGACUGCCACUACAAAUGAACAAACUUCAGCAGUCACAGACGGGCAAAUAUCAGCCACCACCAUUGGACUCUCAUCUACCCAGGGAACUGAAAGUACAACUACACAGCCAACUGACACAACAACUGAAACGGGAAUGACCCCUGAUGAGCACACAACAAGAGUUGAAAUGACAACAAUGACAGAUGAAACAACAACCGUAGUCACACAAGAGCAAUCGGCUAGCCCAGUGACUUUGACAAGCCCAUCUCCCACAAUGAUUUCAGGCCACACAACAGCGCCCUCUGAGGUUACAAGUGAGUCUAUUACUAGCACUGCUGGCACCUCAACACCAAGUGAGGCAUCAACAACAACUUCUGAAGCUAAAACAUCUCCUGAAGUAUCAACAGCGACCACAGAUGGUUUAACAACUGCAACUGUGGAAGCUACGUUUUCAACAUCGGGAGUGACUAUGACACCGGAAUCAACCAAAGACACAAUGGAAACAACUACAGCUAUGUCCUCAAGUGCAACAGAAACUUCAACCAUUCCCUCAGAAACUUCAACCAGUCCCUUGCCGGAAACAAGUCCCUCACAACCUUCUACGGUUACCAGUGAGACUGCCACUACAAAUGAACAAACUUCAGCAGUCACGGACGGGCAAAUAUCAGCCACCACCAUUGGACUCUCAUCUACCCAGGGAACUGAAAGUACAACUACACAGCCAACUGACACAACAACUGAAACAGGGAAUGACCCCUGA